AUGAAUAAAUUAUUGCUCAUAAUUCUAAAUUGCUGUUUGGGUAGUUUAUUUAUGGGGUUCUGUUUGGGUCAGAUGAAUGUGAUUAGUACAGAGGUAUAUAAUGUCUAUAAAAUUGAUGAUACUUUUACCAAAGGUCUGAUGCAAUGUAAAAUUAUAUCCGUUUUCGUUCAGCCCUAUUAACCAUAGGAGGAGGAGUAGGUUCCAUAUCGGCAUCAAUAUUGAUGGGCUUGUUUUCCAGAAGAAAGUGUCUCCAGAUAACCGAUGUCUUUGGAAUGAUGGCAAUAAUGAUAGCAUUCAUGGAUGAGAGCAAAUACUUACUUUUGGCUUCUCGGUUCUUUGUAGGACUUGUAUUAGGACUUAAUGGAGUCCUAGUACCUGUCUAUAUAAACGAGAUGUCACCAAAGGAGAAAGCAGGCAUCUUGGGAACAAUGAAUCAACUAUUUAUAACUUUAGGAAUAUUGACUACAUUUUUGAUGUCCUCAUUUUCAGAUGCCUCAUUACCUAUUCCAUUCUAUAAAUUAAUGCUGUAUCUACCUAUGAUACCUUGUAUAAUAAGAGCUAGUGCACUGUCAACUGUGUUUAAAUAUGAAACACCUGUAUAUUGCGCUAAACAUCAUUUAAAGUAUCAAUAAAAUCAAAACAAAGCUAGCAAUUACAUAAAGUUGUGGAAAUGAUAUACGAAGAAAAGGCAGAAAAAAUGUAUGAAUAAUUUCAGUAGUCAUAAAAAUCAACAGAAAGAAGUAUGACUAUAAAUCAACUACUGUCUUCAAAGUACAGAAGUCGAUUAUUUAUUGGAAUUUCUCUUGCUUCUUUACAACAGUUAGGAGGCAUAAAUGGAAUUAUGUUUUAUUCUUCUUCAAUAUUUGAUUAAGUAUGCAAUUACUAAAUAAUUUAGGUGACUGGCCAAGCUGCAAAGAAAGUGUUUUAUCUAAAUUUAAUAGUUGGCUUUAUUGGAGUGUUUACAGCCUUAUUAGCAACUGUAAUAAUCGAGUAAUUUGGAAGGUAUGAUUAAUAAGAAAUUAUAAAUUAGAAAGCCAAUCUUAAAGUAUGGAACCCUAUGGUGCUGUGUAAGUUUAUUGAUGCUAACAUUUGUAAUGUCGAAUAGUAUAGGGAAUACAUCAUAUGGAUCAUACUUGAUAGUGAUUUGUAUAUUCUCAUAUCUAUUUGGUUUUGGAUUCUCCUUGGGCCCAUUAUUAUUUAUUUAUUUAACUGAGAUAUUGCCAGAUUUGGGAGUGAGUGCCAGUGGUCUGAUGAAUUGGAUGUCUGGAGGAUUAGUAGCCCAGAUGUUUCCAAUUAUCGCCUCAUAUGAUAUAUCCUAUUGUUUUGGCUUAUUCUCCAUAUUUAACUUUGUAGCGUAUCAUUACAGUUUAAUUAGAUUACUAGUUACUUGAUCAUCUAAGAGAAGGUGAUUGAAACGAAAGGGUUAGAUAAGGAAGCUGUGGACAAGUGUUUUGAGAAUCAAAAGUUUGAUUAAAUACCUUAUUAGGAGGUUUACUAGGAAGAUAGGUUUCGUUGAAGUAGAGGUG
Molecule: messenger RNA, 1526 nt
Organism: Paramecium octaurelia
Lineage: Eukaryota; Ciliophora; Oligohymenophorea; Peniculida; Parameciidae
Source: the annotation of a GenBank genome assembly